AUUUUUCUCUCAUUGUGGUCGGAUGUAAAAGCCCUCAAGUAUGGCUCAAGACUUCCAAUCUAAGAAUUCUGUUGCAGCCACUUAAGAUUCCACUCCUCCGACCGAAACUUAUGAGUUUGUCUAUGGCGCGUCGUUCGUCAUUCCCGUAAGGAGGUUCUGGGUUUGGUUCGAUGCAGUCCAGGGCCGAUGAUUGCCCCGUUCGAGUGCUACUUUGUUGACCGAGAGAGGACACGAAGCGGACAUGUGUGAUCUACCGAUCGGUUCAGAAUUGGAUGGACGUGAGGAGCGAUCAAAAAGGCCCCACGAGAACUGCUGCGCUUCCACCCUGUGCGCCAAUGGUCGGAAGUGCGACGAAGACGAGUUCUGCCGAGGCUUGUCGACUGUCGAGUUACAAGUAGCGCCGAAGCACGCGAAUGAUUUGCAGUCGGAGACGGAAGUCGCGAGCUCGACGCAAGUGUAUUGCGGUCGGGAUUUUACACAACCUCUUCCAAAGCAGCAGCAGCAGCUGUGAGCUGUGAGCUGCGAUGGCUGCGAUGGCUGCCCUGAGCGCAACGCCGUCGACCGUGCUAGCUUCCAUCGCGAACACCCGGAGCGGGUUUGGUGUGAGCGAAGCGGAAGGCAGGCGAUCCAAUUUGGCCAGAACCAAUUGUAAGUGGACUACUGAUUCCCGGACGAACUCGAGAGUCGAUUUCGCAAGCUCGUACGCACCGAUCGAUUCACUGCGUUGUCGUCGUCGCCGCCCUAGUCUGAUAAGAGCGAGCACUGCGGAGCAGCAGCAGCAGCAGGCGUCAGCAGCAGGAAGCGCAGGCCUUGCGGCGGAGAGGACGCGGCUGAAGCAACAGCUUUUCGAUCAGAUGGAAGCUGCCUCGGGAAAUCUGAACGAGGAGUGCCUAGCUACCAUCGGCGAGCUCGAGAAAAUCAACCCCAAUCCGGAACCGCUGCUCUACCCGGAAUUGUAUGUCGGAUGCUGGACCCAGCUCAAAGCAGGGCACAAGGGAACAGGCAGGAAAGGAGAAGGAAAAGCGGAAGUGGGCUUCGAGGGAGUGUCCAUGACCCUCGGCCGAGCGACAUUCGGUGUGUUCAAGCCCGCAGAUCUGGAAAUCAUCUUGGGUGAGGUUUACAACCCCGUGGAAGAAGCUAGUCCUGACAAAGAGUCUAUCUACAGCCUCAUUCUGUUAUUCACUACCAAAAAUCCGCGAGGAGACGAUCUGCCUCCCAUCGAAAGCAUAAUUGUCAAUCCAGCUCGGCAAACCGUCGACAGUGCCACGAGAUUGGGACUUGCAUUCUACGAGACCUCGAUUCGACCCUGCAACCCGCAGAGGGAUCUCGAAGCAUGGAAGGAGAUUUUCCAAGAAGCCGGUGGGAUGGACGAGCAGACCGGAGAAAUUAAAUUUUCCUACGAUGACAAGGUUCGCCACGGCUAUUUCGACAUCACUUACAUUGACGAGGAGCUCCGGAUCACGAAGGGAAACAUGGGGAACUACGUCGUCGCCGGAAGAGUUAAUGAACCUCCAAAUUUCUUAACAUCUGCUUCGAGUUGAAUAAACGGGCCGUCUGACUUGUACAGCUUCCAUAUAAAAUUUUACGUCUGAUUUAUCUGCGUCAUGCCGUGCUGGAUGUGUCGUCUGAAGCUCAUGUGGGUGCACUUAAAAAUGUCAUCUCAUUGUCCGCUAUUAUGAUUUCUCAUCUCAAUGCAAAUGUGACCCAUGAUUUUUUCAGUCUGAAGCGUCAAGUGUGUCGAGAUGGAACAUCAGAGAGCACCUGUGGGCGAAGGUUUCAAUCCCAAGCCUCUUCACAAUCCAGGCAGUGUCUGAAUGUUCUUCUCGUCACCAUAUCCAGUUCACUCCAGUGGACCAAUAAUUGAGCGAAUCCAGCACUCGGCCUUUC
Messenger RNA from Marchantia polymorpha subsp. ruderalis, 1887 nucleotides. The record is from the annotation of a GenBank genome assembly. NCBI's taxonomy places the organism in Eukaryota, Viridiplantae, Streptophyta, Marchantiopsida, Marchantiales, Marchantiaceae.